GGUGUGCGCGGGGCGCGGACUUCGGCAUUUACCAGACUACCGUCUACGCCUCUGAACACUUGGUUGUGUAUGUUGUAUAUGUUGAUACCUGUCACCGCUUGUAAGGUUAGCUGUCCACCCGCGGAGGUCAGGCAUCUCCCCCAGCGUCGUUUUUCGAGAACCGCGCGCGAGGAUGUCCUGUUUCGAGAAUAUGCAGGUGCCGUCCUGCGUCUGGUUCGAGGGCGGCGAGAAGAGGAACGCGCUCAUCUCGAUGCUCGCGGGCACGCUGUUCUUCGUAGGAUGGUGGUUUAUAAUAGACGCUCAUGCUAAAUAUCCGAAUGAGAUGGCGAAUGCGUACCAUGUUUGCGGCGUGUUCGGCACCAUAUCACUCUUUAUGGUCAAUUCAGUGACAAAUGCACAGAUAAGAGGAGAGGCUUACAACGGCGGCUGUUUAGGGGCAAGAGGUGCUCGGAGUUGGCUGUUUGUCGGGUUUGUUAUGGGAUUUGCAGCCGUAAUAGCGGCCUGUUGGAUCUUGUUUGCUAACUUCGUAGCAGCAGGCGCACCGCAUCAUUGGCCAGGGGUAGGAUUGUUCCUGCAGAAUGUGUUUAUUUUCCUGGGUUCGCUCACGUAUAAGUUUGGUCGAUCUGAGGAUCAGUGGGGUUAAUAAAAUGUGCGGCUGUUGGUGGAAGAUUAUUUUUAUUACCGCAUAGUCAAGUCAAGCACCGAGCGAAACUCGACUGAGGAAGCUUGCGACGUCUACGUACCCUGUAUCGCGAGCGCGAAUUCCAAUUCAGAUCACAGCAAAUUAUUCUUAUUACCUAUAAAUGUUUCCGUACAUACGUGACAAUUCUUAUUUAUGUCCACUGAAAUCGUGGAGACAGAUAGCAAUUACAAGUUAUAAAUUAUGCAUAUAUAUAUAUGUAUAUACAUAUAUGUAUGAGAUUUACUGUAAAAGUAAGGAGAUUUAGAUUAUCGACUUUUGUGUGAUAGAAUUAUACGCUACUUACGCUGUACGCUAAUAAUUUUAAAACGUAUCGGUAACUUUUUCGAUCUGUGCGUUUCAUCAAAUUCCAUAUUCAUACAAUACACCUUUCUCAUAGUUUCGUUGGUAUCUUAUAUUUGAUACUUUUACAAGAAAGAUGAUCACAAGUGUCUGAUAUUAAAGUUAAAUAAAUGAACCAUGUUCCAAGGAA
Molecule: messenger RNA, 1172 nt
Organism: Temnothorax curvispinosus
Lineage: Eukaryota; Metazoa; Arthropoda; Insecta; Hymenoptera; Formicidae
Product: transmembrane protein 50A
Exons: 4
Coding region: 173-643 (156 amino acids)
Biological process (GO): protein targeting to vacuole; late endosome to vacuole transport via multivesicular body sorting pathway
Source: RefSeq, a predicted model, not a curated record